Molecule: messenger RNA, 1320 nt
Organism: Trichomonas vaginalis G3
Lineage: Eukaryota; Parabasalia; Trichomonadida; Trichomonadidae
Product: myotrophin family
Exons: 1
Coding region: 1-1320 (439 amino acids)
Cellular component (GO): nucleus; cytoplasm
Molecular function (GO): protein binding
Source: RefSeq, a predicted model, not a curated record
AUGUUCAUGAAUGAUAAGAAUUCAAUAAUUCCAUGGUGUGCAGGGUUUCCACAGUCAUUUGAAAUCCUCACAAAAGAAGAAAUAGACUUAACCAUUACAACAGGUGGCAAAAUGAAUAUUCUACAUUAUGCAGUUGCUUAUUAUUGCUUUGAUAUUUGCAAACUAUUAUUAAGUUAUUCAAAUAUUGAUGUAAAUUCAAAAGACACAUAUGGUUAUACCUCAAUUCAUUAUGCUGGCCAAUAUAAUUAUAAAGAUGUAGCAGAAUUGCUUAUUGCUCACAAUGCAGAUGUUAAUGCAAAAGGCAAAGAUAAAUGUUCUCCACUUCAUGUUGCAGUAAGUUAUAAUUCCCUAGAAACAGCAGAAAUUCUCAUUUCACAUGGAGCAGAUAUCAAUGCAAAAGAUGUUGAUGGAAAAACAGCGCUUCAUUAUGCAACAGAACUACGCAAUGAAGAAAUGAUCAGCAUAUUCAUUUCACGUGGUGUAGAUAUCAAUGCAAAAGAUGUUAAUGGGAAAACAGCACUUCAUUAUGCAAUUAAGAAUUAUAAUAUAGCAAUAAUUAAUAUUCUCACUUCACAUGGUAUAGAUAUCAAUGUAAAAGAUGUUAAUGGAAAAACAGCACUUCAUUAUGCAAUAAAGCAUUGUAAUGAAGAUAUAACCAAUAUUCUCAUUUUAAAUGGAGCAGAUAUCAAUGCAAAAGAUGUUGAUGGAAAAACAGCGCUUCAUUAUGCAGUAGAAAGAUACAAUGUAGAAAUAAUCAAUAUUCUCAUUUCACGUCGUGUCGAUAUCAAUGCAAAAGAUGUUGAUGGAAAAACAGCGCUUCAUUAUGCAGUAGAAAAACACAAUGCAGAAAUAAUCAAUAUUCUCAUUUCACGUCGUGUCGAUAUCAAUGCAAAAGAUGUUGAUGGAAAAACAGCGCUUCAUUAUGCAGUAGAAAGAUACAAUGUAGAAAUAAUCAAUAUUCUCAUUUCACGUCGUGUCGAUAUCAAUGCAAAAGAUGUUGAUGGAAAAACAGCGCUUCAUUAUGCAGUAGAAAAACACAAUGCAGAAAUAAUCAAUAUUCUCAUUUCAUGUGGUGUCGAUAUCAAUGCAAAAGAUAUUAAUGGAAAAACAGCGCUUCAUUAUGCAGUAGAAAAACACAAUGCAGAAAUAAUCAAUAUUCUCAUUUCAUGUGGUGUCAAUAUCAAUGCAAAAGAUGUUGAUGGAAAAACAGCACUUCAUUAUGCGGUAGAAAAAUAUUACAUACAAAUAAGCAAUAUUCUCAUUUCACAUGGUUCAGAUAUCAAUACAAAAGAUUUCAACAGGAAAACAUCACGUCAUUAA